AUGCGCAGUAAGUCACAGCUAGCGAUCGAGCAUGCCUACCGCACGCGCGAGCAGUCGUCAGAAACAUGGGUGUUGUGGGCCCACGCUAGCAACGCCGCCCGGCUGGAGCAAAGCUUUCACGAUAUUGCCGACCGCGUCAGGAUCGUAGGACGUCAAGAUUCGCAAGCCAACAUCUUCAAGCUGGUGCACGACUGGCUGUGCGACAGCAAGCAGCCAUGGCUGCUCGUGCUAGACAACGUGGACGAUGCCAGCUUUCUACUCGAGGCCCAACCUGCCAGCUCCAAGACCGCCGCUAGAUCGCUGCGCGAGUACCUCCCCCACUGCGAGCACGGCUCGAUGCUUAUUACAUCGCGAAGCAAAGAAGCGGCGCUGCAGCUGGUGGAGCAGCGCGACAUCAUCACGCUGGGCCCGAUGGACGAGGCGCAGUCGCUGGCGCUGCUUAGAAAGAAGCAGGGAGUGCAAGCGGACAAGAGCAAUGGUGCUGAGCUGGCAGAGCUGGCUGCAGCGCUCGAGUACAUACCGCUCGCUAUUACACAGGCUGCUGCAUAUAUCUUGCGAAGCGCACCUCGUUGCUCAGUGGCACGGUACCUAGAAGAAUUUAGGCGUAGCGACGGCGGAAUGACAAGCCUGCUAAACCACGAAGCAGGACAUCUUCGAAGAGACAAAGAGGCUAAAAACUCCAUCAUUAUUACAUGGCAAAUAUCAUUCGAGCACUUGCGACAAUAUAAACCGUCAGCAGCUGAGCUGCUCUCACUAAUGAGCUUCUUCGACCGGCAGGGAAUCCCAGAAUCACUUAUCCGCGGCGGCCAAGGAGUGGAUAGGGCUAGCACAGCUCCGGAGAGGAGGGAAAGGUCAACGAGGCAGCGUUUUAGGUUUCUCUUCAGCCGUAUACAGAGUCAGCCUAAGGCCCAGCGACAGCACGAAGAAAACGAUGGCGAUGACAGUGGCGAUGGGAGGAAAUUUGAGAACGACAUAGUGGCGCUGCGCGAUCUCUGCCUUAUCUCUAUCAAUACAGAUAACGCUACUUUCGAAAUGCACAGUCUCGUGCAGCUUGCAACAAGGAGAUGGCUUUUUGCAAACGGCAAACUUGAGCAAUGGAAGCAGGUGUUUGUUAGUAACCUUUGUGCAGCGUUCCCGACAGGAGAGUAUGAGAACUGGGCAGCGUGUCAAGCGCUGUUCGCACACGCUAAGGCGGCAGCUGGCCAGAAGCCAGAAGCGACAUCCUCGCUAAUAGAGUGGGCUACGCUACUAUAUCGUGCAGCAUGGUAUGCAACGAGCAAAGGAAGCGCGGCAGAAGCAGAAACCCUAGCAAUACAGUCAAUGAAGGUACGAAAGACGGUCUUAGGGCGAGAGCAUGAGGACACGGUAUGGAGCAUGGCAAUGGUGGCAGAUGCUUACUCACUUAGUGGACGAUGGGACGCGGCUGGGAAGCUGAGGGCGCAAUGGGAUGCAGCAGAGGAGCUGGACGUGCAAGUGAUGAAGACAUGCAAGAAGAAACUAGGAGCAGACCAUCCUUUCACGCUGACCAGCAUGGCUAAUCUUGCUUGGACAUGGAAAAGCUUAGAGAGAAGUGCUGAAGCUAUAGGCUUGCUGCAGGAGUGCGUUCAUCUUCGCUGUCAGACUCUUCGACCAGGGCAUCCUGAUCUAGUAUCUGCUCAGGAAACCUUAGCUGAAUGGGAAGCAGAGCAAGCAGGUAGAACUCUUGCGAUAAGUUAA
Molecule: messenger RNA, 1716 nt
Organism: Aaosphaeria arxii CBS 175.79
Lineage: Eukaryota; Fungi; Ascomycota; Dothideomycetes; Pleosporales
Exons: 2
Coding region: 1-1716 (571 amino acids)
Molecular function (GO): protein binding
Source: RefSeq, a predicted model, not a curated record